AUGCUUAUCAUUACUUAUAUCAGUGACCGUAUCAGUCUUGUGAAUGCUUCGAUCUAUAUUACUCCAAAAUGUAACAACCGAAGGCAGUUUCCCGCCUUUCUCUCUGUAUCUCACUCUUUUUCUUUCUUUCCUGCUGGUCUUUUUUCUUUCUUUCUUUGUGUAUUUAUUUAUUUAUUUCAACUCUCUCUCUCUCUCUCUCUCUCUCUCUCUCUCUCUCUCAUUUUCUAUCUGUCUCUUUCUACUUCUCUCUUUACUUACUCACUCUGUUUGUCUGUUUUCCCUAUCUCUCUGCGUCUUCCCUUUCUCUUUCUUUCUUACCUUUUUCUUUCUUUCUCUCUUUAUUUAUUUAUUUCUUUAUUUAUUUAUUUCACCCCUCUCUUUCCUUUUUUGUCGCUUACUACCUCUCUCUUUACUUACUCUAUCUGUCUGUCUCUUUUACCCUAUCUCUCUGCCUCUGUCUUUCUCUUUCUCUUCAUCUCUCUCUCUCUCUCUCUCUCUCUCUCUCUCUCUCUCUCUCUCUCCAUCUCCUUCUAA
Molecule: messenger RNA, 534 nt
Organism: Acanthosepion pharaonis
Lineage: Eukaryota; Metazoa; Mollusca; Cephalopoda; Sepiida; Sepiidae
Source: the annotation of a GenBank genome assembly